This is a messenger RNA of Penaeus indicus, 402 nucleotides long. RefSeq lists its product as uncharacterized. Gene Ontology annotation, molecular function: nucleic acid binding. The record is from RefSeq and is a predicted model, not a curated record. The transcript is spliced from 2 exons. Lineage: Eukaryota; Metazoa; Arthropoda; Malacostraca; Decapoda; Penaeidae. The coding region runs from base 1 to 402 and encodes 133 amino acids.
AUGCCGCAAAGGUGGCUCGAGACCCGAGCCACCCUAAUGGUAAUGGAGGCACUGGGCCUUUUGCCACAAGACUCCACGACCUCGUUGAGAAAGUCGGGAUAUGGUGGUGGCCAUGUUGCGGCGACCUCUCCAACCACAACAUCCACAUCAAGCACUUCAGGUGCUCCUCACAUGGGCGGUCAUGGGAGUAGUGGCGGGAGUAGUGGUGGUGGUGGAGGUGGCGGUGGGGGCGGUGGCGGAGGUGGUAGCGGCGGAAGUGGAGGUGCAGGCUAUUCGGCGUCGUCUCCAUCAGCUCACUCUCACUCCAGCUACGGCGAGCAACUUUCGCGUACCAACCUAUACAUCCGGGGCCUCAGUCCUGACACAACUGACCGCAACCUUGUUGAGAUGUGCCAAAAGUAA